This is a messenger RNA of Colletotrichum paranaense, 558 nucleotides long. RefSeq lists its product as uncharacterized. The record is from RefSeq and is a predicted model, not a curated record. The transcript has 2 exons. NCBI's taxonomy places the organism in Eukaryota, Fungi, Ascomycota, Sordariomycetes, Glomerellales, Glomerellaceae. Bases 1 to 558 code for a protein of 185 amino acids.
AUGCACAUACCUAAGUUCGAGAUCCUGGCCGCCGGCCUGGGACUCAUAUCACCCGUCGUUCACGCAGUAACACAGGCCUCACCACAGUACAACUUUAUCUACGGCGCCUGCGGCAAGAUCACGAACUUCGCUUCAGUCUUUCCCUAUGUCACCUCUUACAGACAAGGCGAUGUCAUCGGCUGCCAGAGCGAUUGCAGCUCCUACGGCUCUGCGUUCUCUGCUACGGGAAACGACGGAGGUCAGCAGUGCUGGUGUUCGGAUCCUAACACCCCGAACAGCUCACCGAGUCCUCUUCUCGCAUCGGUGCCAAACCCCAACGCCGCUCUUUGCAACGUUGCUUGCGUCAACAACAAUACAUACGCUUGUGGAGGAACUUAUGGAAGCGAUGUCAUCUAUAACGUCUAUGGGCAGCAGCUCCACAAGGUCUACGACUACCUCUUCCUCGACGUCUUCCACGCGGACUUCGACUUCAACCACCACAAGUGCGGCACCAACCACCACCCUCCAACACAGAGCUCCUCGCUUCCGUUACAGCUACAGAGGGUGCGGUGCCAUUAG